AUGUCAACAGAUACGGGCUCGUUACUAGAAAGCAUAUGUUUCUACAUCUUUGGGAUCGCCUGCCUCGCGCCGUGGAAUUUCUUCAUCACUCCCCAAACUUACUGGCAUGAAAAAUUCUCCGAUUCGGGAAAUGGUUUCUACUCGAGCAAUACAACUGAUUCGAAUGCGAUGCAGAAGUUUUGGGACUCGAGCUUAUCAGUCGCUAUUUGUGGCGUUCAAUUCGUUUUCUGCGUGAUUGGAACGUUCACAAUCACAAAAUUCAGUCGUCAAACUCGAUUUACUGUAUGCUUUGCUCUACUGGCGGUGCUGUUCUCAGCUUGCGCGACUCUUGCUCUGGUGGACACUUCAAAUUAUAAAGAACUUUUCUUCGGAGGUGCACUUGGGAUCGCUGUUUUGAUGACUAUUCUAAGUUCUACGCUGAAUAUUUCAUGCUCUGUGGAAGCUUCGGAGUUCCAUCUGCUGACACCGUUUCUAUCCGGCCAAUCUGUGGCCGGAAUUCUCGCCGCAAUCGCCAAUAUUCUGUGCAUCGCCUUUGCUGACCAAAUCGAGUGGGAAGCAUUUGCAUUUUUUCUCUCCGCACUGUUGCUGAUUUUGCUCGCCUGGGGCGCGUAUGGCUUCGUCUUUGGCUGCUGCGAGAGGUCGAUUUCGGAUUAUGAUCAAAUUGAUUAUAAUGAGAAUGAAAUCGACUCGCCGGAAAAUCAACCCCUUCUUCUGCCAAACGAUGAAAAAGCACAGCCAGAGAGUCACAUUGAAAUCGCCAAAUUGAUUUGGGUCGAGCUUGCUUCCUUGACUUUGACUUUUGCCGUCACCAUCGCUGUUUUCCCGACUCUGGUGUCAAUGUACAACCCAACUGGCUCGUAUAUUCCAGACAAAUUCUUCAGUCCUGUCUUCUGUUUCCUGAGCUUCAACCUUUUCGACUUCAUCGGGCGAGAAGUUGCCGGCCAUUUGAGAUCUCUGAAUAAUAGAAAACUUCUUGGAGCAAUUGUUGCUUUAAGAUUUGUGAUUUUAUUUCUGCUGCCGUUGACGAAUUGCCAGCCGAGGAAGCUGCCAGUCGUCUUUACUUCUGACUGGAUUUUCAUAGUGCUAAUGAUUCUCCUCGGUUUGACAAACGGUCUUGCCGCAACCAUCUCAUUCCGCUCUGGCGCAAAUUCCGUCGCCUUCGCCUCAACCAGUCGAGCUUCAGCAAUGAUGACGACUUUCCUUACCCUAGGACUGACUCUCGGAGCGUUGAGUAGUUUUCUGGUCCUUGCUCCUUCAAUCGUAGCAGCAACUGUACGAGGUCAGGCUCCAAGACCUCCAGGAUCAUGGGUCAACUGGAAAAAUUGCCCGGCUAUCGAGGAGCUGGAGGGAAUGAAUUUGAACUGCAAGGGUCGAUCUUGCAAACUGACUUGCGAUAAGGGUUACACUAUCAAGGGAAGAAAGUCUGUAGGCUGCCGAGUUGGAGAUGAUGGCGAAUUCUUUUGGAGUAAAAAGAUCGGGAAAUGCAUCACGUGUCCUGAUUUCCCUGAAUCAAGGUUGCCGGAAGACUUGAAAGUCGUAUACGGUGUUAAUCCAAAAGGUCUCAAGCAUGUGUCGUUCAAAUGCGAAGACAAUGCAAACAUUGCGAUUCUAACUGACAUUCCGCCGCUGGAAAUUGAUCAGAUUUCUGCAACAUGCCGAUGCAAUAGAAAACGAUGUCGGUACUUUUCCUGGGCGGUUGGGCGAUAUGUUCUUCCGAGAGAAGUUUCUACUUGGUUCUGUAUGCCGCAGACUUCGACGACAGCCAUGUCGACGACUACAGAUGUGAAUGGAAACGCGACUUGGGCAGAUACAGAUUUCAAAGAGCUCAAGAAUCAUAUUGACCCGAAUCUAAAGACCUGCUCCUCGGCAGAAAAUGGGUUCUCAAUUGACGAGCGAAUCGUCAACGGAGCAUCAGCAAAUAUCUCCGACUGGUCCUGGAUCGCCAAUUUGGACCUCUACAGUGGACACCUCUGCGGCGGAAGUGCCAUCAACGAUCAAUGGAUUCUGACAGCCGCCCAUUGUUGCGCUCAUGGUGAUGGUUUUCAGAGGACAAUUACCGCAUCUUUCUUCAACCAUGACUAUUCUUAUCCUGAAGGAUCAUUUGAAAUUCCCAUUGCUCGAAUCUUCAAUCAUCCGGAAUACGAUCCUGAAAAUGGAAAGCCAAAUAUGGAUUUCUGCUUGCUCAAGCUUGAUUCGCCAAUUAGCACCCAUGAAACAACAAUGAAGGUUCAGUUCCCUUGCUUUCCCGCCUCAGCUGAUAUUCCUCACGGAGAAAACUGCUGGGUCGCCGGGUGGGGAACUCUUGACUACGGAGGCGAGCUCGCUUACGACCUCCAAUCUAUCGGUGUUCAUGCGAUGAACCAGGACUACUGCAAGGCAAAAACUCAGGACGACCAUGGUGAUGGAAAUCUUUUUCCGGACGACAUCUGCGCUGGAAAUGCUCUUGACGAGAACGAUGAUGGUCUCGUUGAUGGCGGAGUCGAUUCUUGCCAAGGUGAUUCUGGUGGACCACUGAUCUGUCCGAUAAAUGGAACGGCGACUCUUCUCGGAGUCGUGUCACGAGGAUUCAAAUGUGCUGCGCCUGGUUAUCCGGGAAUCUACUCAAAUGUUCAUUUUGCUCUCGAUUGGAUUGAAGAGAUCAUAGAAGAGAAUGAGUCCUCUGCUCCACCUUUUUGA
Oikopleura dioica is the source of this 2676-nucleotide messenger RNA. The record is from the annotation of a GenBank genome assembly. NCBI's taxonomy places the organism in Eukaryota, Metazoa, Chordata, Appendicularia, Copelata, Oikopleuridae.